AUGGAUGCGUCACAACCUCAACCAGCGCAGCCCGAAAAGCAGCGUUCAGCAUCUAGCACAUCACAGACGGCGAACAGCGGCGUAAAGCGGAUAUCCAAAGCUGCAAAGGCCGCGCAAGGCUGGCGUCUCAUAUGGGCACGGAAUCUCGACUUCGACAGCCAUCAGAUCCCGAGGUCCGAGGGCAGUGAACUGAUGCUUUACCUCAAGCCAGAUGGGCAAAAAGGAUUUCGUAUUGUUGCCUAUGAUGACGUUAGUGGCCACUACCAAACACACGCAUCUAUUACGCCUCAAGACGUGGUCAAGGUCUGGUUAGACAAAGACGGUCUCAUUCGGCUGGAGGGGUCACGAAAUCAAGAUGGAAAUCAGCGCAUCGUCGAUUUGGAAUUCUCUUCUACAGCAGAUUUUGAAGAAUUCCGCGAUAAUCACGUUGCUGCUCUCUCAGGCCGCGGUCUUCCUGAGCCCAAAGAAGAAAAGCAUAUGCGAUUGUUCUUCAGCAAAAAACUGAACAAGAACAACAAGGUUGGAACUUCAAAUCUCGUCGAUGACACACGUCUGGUAGCGGACGGCGAGGUGUUCACCGAAAAUCAGCCUAAGAAACGUUCUGUUUUCGAGAUCUUGCAAAACCGCAAUCCCCCUUCUCUUACAUCCGCAGCAUCGGCUGGAACAACGCAGUCGUCUAUUCGACCUGCUCGUUCAACCCGCGCAUCAGCACCAACACAUGAUAUUGAAGAUGAAGAGCACGGCAACAGUAUUGAAAAGUACUCCGAAGUCACUGGCCUCGGUAAGCGGUGGCGCGACCCCCUGGUCUUCAAUGAAGGUCGUUUCAGAGCGACUGUCGACUUCCAUGAUUUGCUUCGCCUGGAUGAGGGAGAGUUCCUGAACGACAAUCUGAUCGACUUUUACAUGAUCUAUUGUUUCAAGCAGAACAAUGUUCCCCAGGACAAGGUUUUCUUCUUCAAUACCUUCUUCUACAGUAGACUUACUGAAAACACUGGGCGUGCUUCCAUAAAUUACAAUGCCGUCAAACGAUGGACCUCUAAGAUCGACAUCUUCAAUUACGAUUACGUCGUUGUACCAAUCAAUGAAGACACUCACUGGUACCUUGCCAUCAUCUGCAAUAUCGGUAACAUAAAACGGAAGGCGAUCGAGGAAGAUUUCGGCGACAGUUCAACACAAGAUGUCGCGGCUGAAGCCACGGCGGUAGACGACCAGGCCCUAUCAAAGACAGCCGAGAAACCUACAGAGCCAGAGCUGGGUGACACAUCAAACUUGCCACUCUCUUCGCGAGCGCCCUCAGUUGAGCAAGUAGACAACAACGUUAACUUAUUUGACGAAAAGUCGGAGCUUGAUCUCAUCGACCGCGAAGCUGGGCCCGGAGAAGAGAAACAGCAAGCAUCUACUCACGUCUCACAUGUGCCAGAGCCAGCGCAGCAAGACACUGUCCAGGAACCAUCGACUAUUCUCAGUCAGACUGACGGCCCCAAGACAGUGCUGUCCAACCUGAACACAUCGUCAAGGAAGAAGCCCAAGCGCCGCUCGAUAGCACCUAAGAAAGAUCCCAAUCAGCCAAUCAUCAUUGUCCUAGACUCGUUAAGUCAAACUCGAAGCUCAGCAGUGCGGGCUCUCAAAGAUUGGGUCGCAGCAGAGGGCGCGGAAAGACGCAGCAUGGAGGCAGUGAUUCGCGAGAACGGCUACUACCCAAAGGGCGACCAGAUCCCCACGCAGAGUAACUUCAGCGACUGUGGUGUCUACCUUAUGGGCUACGCGGAGAGGUUCUUCCAAGACCCUGAUGAAUUCAAGACGAAGCUGCUACUCGGAGAGAUGACAGCAGAAGAGGAUUGGCCUCAGUUGAAGCCCGCGGAGAUGAGGAACAAUCUUCGCGACAUUCUGUUUGGACUCGCGACUGAACAAGAGCUUACGGAACCAAAGAAGAAGAGAGGCAAGAAGGCCGCGGGUGUGAGUCGUGCGCCACCUCAGCCAACCGUGGAGCCUGUUAAGACUGGAGCCUCGCCAGCGCUGCCAGAAGUAUCGAAAGUUACGAACCCGGAUGAGGCAUCGAAAAUUGAUGCAGCUGCACACUCCGUUCCAGGGGAAUCGUUAGAGGACAUUCCCCACAAACCUACUAUGCCGCGACUGGGAUCUCCGUUCAAGCUCAAACCGCUCACAUCAAAGUCUGUGUCUAAUGCAGAUCUGUCCGAUACUCUCAGCAAACAGGAUGUCUCUUCGUCAAUAUCGCCUGCCAAAACUGCCACCACUACCACUGGGCAACAGCAGACACCGGGAAGACGCACUCAUCCAGAAGUCCGAAUCCCAAAGCACUCACCAGGGUCACAUCUGCCCCUUCAUGAUCAUGAAGUCGGGCCCGAAGUGGCUCAAACCAAUGGUGUGCAACGUCAGACAAAGCCAGCCAGUCGAUCGAUUAGUCCGCUCAAGAGGGCAAGGGAUUCAGGGGAAGAUGACGAGCUGCGGACGCUACCGAAGAAGAAGAUUUCGGUCGAACGAAAGCUCGCUAGCCCGCCGAUUGCACCUCCACAAGAAGGCCAUUCCGAUCGCCCCAUCGAAAUUGUGGAUUCGCAAGAAUCCCGACCAAAGGCUACGCAAUCGCCCCGAAGUGUGCAUCGUGGCUCGCCUGCAAACCGAAAGCAGCAUUUCAAGUCACCUCGUGCAGCACGAACGCUAUCUCAUGCCCCAUCGAUUGAAGAGAUUUCAUCGUUCCCAUUAAGCACGAUACAGCGAAGAUACGUUGACCCAGAGAAUUGUGUCGAUGAAAAACUGGUCGCCAAACUUAACGCCGACGACAAGCAAAGGCAGAAUCUAGCGCCUCCGCAGCUAGGAUCGAGAGAGUCACUAAUGGGGCUGGACUACGCUGGGGAAGAUGCUAUUGAGCCAAUGGACGUAGAUUCUCGCGGCAACGACCCGAUGGACGUUGCUGACGAUGUCGUUGGCGAAACUCCAUCGCCACUGAGGGGCAGUCCUCGUACUAAGAGACCGUGGGUGAAGGGGGAUAUACUUCCUUUUUGA
Molecule: messenger RNA, 3021 nt
Organism: Parastagonospora nodorum SN15
Lineage: Eukaryota; Fungi; Ascomycota; Dothideomycetes; Pleosporales; Phaeosphaeriaceae
Exons: 1
Coding region: 1-3021 (1006 amino acids)
Biological process (GO): protein desumoylation
Cellular component (GO): nucleus; cytoplasm
Molecular function (GO): SUMO-specific endopeptidase activity
Source: RefSeq, a predicted model, not a curated record